CCAUGAUGCUAUGUGGUGGUUUCCUGAAGAUAUACAUGAUACUUGUUUCUAACACUGAUUCCAUGCUCAUGGAAAAAUGACUUGUGUGUUUAACAAUGUAGAUCAACGUUGGGAGCAAAUGCGUGACUUUACCUAUGCAGCGAUCGUCUAACGCCAGCUUCCCAUCAUCUCACUGUGGCGAAUGUUACCUCGGCAUUUUGUAUUUGUAUACUUGUCUCCGACCCAAUGCGGGGAACUUCCUUCCUUCCAUCCUUGGCCAUGCCAUCAGUAAUGAACUACCAACAGGAUACCUCGGAUGAACCCAAGAAAGAUUGCUUCAUUACUUCCUUACUUCACACUCUCUUUUUUCUUUAACGUGGUGACUGCUUUCAAACUAAUCGUAUGGUUGUAUCAAGCUAUCACACCAGGGCUAGUUUCACUACAAAUCUUCAUCCAUUCAUUUUACAAAUUCCAAUGGGAGAUAAUCAGAUGGAAAUUCUAUCGCCGACAAAGUGCAACACAUAGAACCAGCCAUGUCCCCAAGUAAAAAGGAGAUGCGAGCAGGAGCAGUUGCAUUCUGUCAGGCUUUUGUUGAUGGAUUUUCGCCUGGUAUCAUCUCGUCUGGACAUUUCGCAUCAGAACCGCGAAUCACAGAGCAUGGUCCUGAAAGUUCAGAACUCCCAUUCUUAGGUAAAACAUUUUCGGGUCGUAAGUCCGAGUCCUCCAGUAAUCAGACACGCGACGAUUACUUCACUUUCUUAUCCAAAUCCCUUAAGUUCGAGUCCUCGCCGACCACAUCCCCUUCACCCAAGUCUUUUAUCGUUGAUGAGACUUGCGAGAUUAAUGGCAGAAAGGUGUUGUCAGUGUUGUUGGAAGUGCAACUUUCAGGAGCUUGAAGACAGGCAAAGAAUAGGAUGAACAGUUCAUAUACCGAUUGAGCGAAUUCGAUGAGGAAGGGAAGAUUGGACAUUGGGAGAUCUGGGCGGAUACUCUCUCUGCCUGGAAUGCCGUUCAUAAUUAAGGCUAUGGUUACAUUCAGCGGGAGGGGCCGGGGU
Sclerotinia trifoliorum is the source of this 1034-nucleotide messenger RNA. The record is from the annotation of a GenBank genome assembly. NCBI's taxonomy places the organism in Eukaryota, Fungi, Ascomycota, Leotiomycetes, Helotiales, Sclerotiniaceae.